Molecule: messenger RNA, 1038 nt
Organism: Marasmius oreades (fairy-ring Marasmius)
Lineage: Eukaryota; Fungi; Basidiomycota; Agaricomycetes; Agaricales; Marasmiaceae
Exons: 2
Coding region: 113-853 (246 amino acids)
Source: RefSeq, a predicted model, not a curated record
CCUUUGACUAAUCUUGUUCUUCAAGAGUGUUUAGCCGACAGAAGUGAUAAAGACAGGGUAUAAAAGAUCACACAAACUCAGCCAUUGCUCAGUAACAAGCAAGCGAAGUACUAUGAUUACCGUCUACGAUCUAGGACCUUCCAAAUUUCCAGAACAUGUUGGUGGUUCAGUCCACACGCGAAAAGUCAUUUUUUCGCUCAAUUACAAAAAGCUCCCGUUCAAAGUCUCCACUAUCACUUGGGGCGAAAUUGAACGGACCGCAAAAUCCAUCGGCGCACCUCCAACCACGACCCAUCCAGACGGUUCACCCAAAUACACCGCUCCAUUCAUUUACGACUCUUCCACUGGGAAAUCUAUCUCUGAUUCACUUUUGAUCGUAGAAUACCUAGACAAAGCGUACCCAACCACCCCGAAACUCGUUCCUGACGGCACUCGGGUUCUACAAGCUGUCUUCGCCGACGCUGUUACCGCAAAGUUCUACUCCUUAACAAGUGUUUUCCGCCCCAAAUUUCCGGAAUGGUUCUCUCCUGAGUUCUUGGCUGAGAUAGAGAAGCUCGUGGGGCCACCCAAGCUGCUCUCCCAGGAGGAGACUAGGGAGGUGUGGUCGAAUGGGAAGAAGAGCUUUGAUGAGCUCUUGGGCGCUUAUGAAAGCGCUGGAGCGGGCAAGUUCGUGAUGGGCGGUGAUACACCUGUGUUUGCAGAUCUAGCUUUGGCGGCAUUGUUUUCGGGUGUGAAGAUUAUGUUUGGGGAUGAAAGUGAGGAGUGGAAGGACGUGAGUGGGUGGAUUGGGGGUAGGGUAGGGAAGGUGGUAGAGGGGAUCUUGAAGCAUGAGAGAGUAUACUCGGAUGAGUAGUACAAUCGCGCCAGCACUCGAUACUAGCUUUUAGUACGACCACGCGAAUAAGUAGCAUCUAUAUCUAUAUUUCAAUUUAUGGAUGGUCCUUGACACCGUUUGGUUUCUUGGCCUUUUCUCUGGAAGUAGAGAGAUUAGUACAGUCCCCAUGUCAAUUCUUUAGACGCACAUUCUGAUAAAUUUAC